Messenger RNA from Emys orbicularis (European pond turtle), 1560 nucleotides. RefSeq names its product regulator of microtubule dynamics 2 (gene RMDN2). The transcript has 11 exons. Gene Ontology annotation, molecular function: microtubule binding. The record is from RefSeq and is a predicted model, not a curated record. Gene Ontology annotation, cellular component: mitochondrion; spindle microtubule; mitotic spindle pole. Bases 1 to 1560 code for a protein of 519 amino acids. NCBI's taxonomy places the organism in Eukaryota, Metazoa, Chordata, Testudines, Emydidae.
AUGUGGCUAGACCUUAACAGAAGGAUAAACAGAGAAAUGUCUCACUCUGAAAACAAAGGGCUGAUAUUGGGCAUAAUGGCAGGGGCUGCUGGAAUAAGCUUGGUACUGGUUUGGUAUCACAAGAGCCGAAAAUCUGGAGCAACUGUAAAUUUGCCUGCGUUUCUAGAUUUACGCAACAGAUUUCAUUAUGUAGAUUUGCAAAAUGAGACUCAUAAUGAGCAAGGAACAGUAAUGGCUUUACAAGGAAGACAGCUUCAGAUACUGGAAAAAUUGAAUGGCUUACUAUUGAGUGUGGAAGAACUGAAGAGAGAAGUGAAGUUUCUUAAAGAAGCUGUUCCAAAGCUGGAAGAGCUUGUUCGAGAUGAGCUGCAAGGGAAGGCUGGUGUUCGUCGGAUUAGCCCUUUACACAAAGCCACCAGAAAAAGAAGAGCUGAGACAGUUUAUGGUGCAACAGAAACUACCAGCUCUGAGGAGGCAGAUAGUGAAGGAGGCUAUAUUACAGCUCACAGUGAUACUGAAGGAGAAUCCGAAGAAGAAAGGGGAUGGAUUAGUUUACCUGCAGCAUCUGCGAGAACAGAAAAGGAAACAGAACUAUUUAAUCUUCUGCAGCAGGUGGACAGUUUGCGUUGUGGUUCAGAUGAUGAUAAAAAGGAGAGCUUCAGACUGUUACUUGAGAAAGAGGAAAAGUAUGGAAACCAUGAGGGGUUUCUUUGGAGACUUGCACGAGCUUAUGGAGAUAUGUUUGAGAUGACUACAGAUGUUGAAGAAAAGAAGAAAUAUGUUGCUAAUGGAAAGAUUGUAGCUGAAAAAGCUAUUCAGCUGGAUACCAUGAGCGCUGAUAGUCACCAAUGGUUUGCAAUUAUGUGCGGCUAUAUGUCUGAGUUUGACAGUAUACAAAACAAAAUCAAGAAUGGCUGUCUCUUUAAGGAGCAUGUAGACAAAGCAAUUGAACUUAAGCCUCAAGAUCCUUUUUUAUAUUACCUAAAUGGAAGAUGGUGCUAUUCAGUAGCACAGUUGUCUUGGAUUGAGAAGAAAGUAGCUGCUACUCUUUUUGGGACUCCACCAACUUCAACAGUACAGGAAGCUUUGCAGAAUUUCCUUAAGGCUGAAGAAAUGCAUCCUGGAUAUUCCAAAUACAAUUAUGUGUAUUUGGCAAAGUGCUACAAAGAUCUUGGCCAGAGAAGCAAUGCACUGAGAUACUGUGAUUUUGCAUCAUCAGUGUUACCAGUUACCAAUGAGCUCAUGGCUGCUGCUGUCCUAAUGUGGCUGCAGAAAAAGGCCUCGGAUCUUACAUGCGGAAAAGUUUUGCCCCAUGUCCGCAUUUGCGCUGCCCUAAAUAAUUUCGGUCUCAAUGACUCUGGAUUCUGGAUUUCUGGUUCUGCUUCUAAAAGCAGUGUACUCUGGAGCCUGGUGAUUCUGCAAGACCACCAGUGCAUUGUGGGUCAGUGGCAGGAGGAGGACAAGUUUCAACUUGUCUUCAGCCACACUACUGUUAAACUAGUACAGUCUGAACCAGAUGAACUUUACCCAGUUACAUCUGCUGAAGAAAGUCUGUUUUAA